Messenger RNA from Pollicipes pollicipes, 1482 nucleotides. RefSeq names its product SAM and SH3 domain-containing protein 1. Gene Ontology annotation, molecular function: protein binding. Lineage: Eukaryota; Metazoa; Arthropoda; Thecostraca; Pollicipedomorpha; Pollicipedidae. The record is from RefSeq and is a predicted model, not a curated record. The coding region runs from base 103 to 1482 and encodes 459 amino acids. The transcript is spliced from 8 exons.
CGCAGGUGAAGUGCAGUGAGGUGUGAUCAGUCGGCGCAGAAAAUAAGCCAACCGCGGUACGGACACGUGAGGGCGAGUGCACCGCGCCACGGGGCGCUCACGAUGCACGCGGUGUUUAACAAGGAGAACAGCAGCCUGAUGGGCCACAUCGGCUGCGCGCCGCAGGCCGUGUGCAACUUCAUGCUGAACAAGGCGCGCAAGACCCGCCGCAGCCGCAGCGUCUCGCACGGCCGGUCCCAGCGGCGGGGGUCGAGCGACGACGACGAGCCGGCACAUGAUGACGUCAUGGUCGCCGAGAACGUGACGAAGGACCCGGAGCGGUCGGGGCGCCGUCUGUCAACGCUCGUGCACGGCGUGCGCAACCUGAAGCGUCGCCUGGCGGCCCGCCAGCCGCCGGCCUCGGGACCCGAGCGGCGGCAGCACCGCGCCUCGCUCGACAGCCGCAGCAGCGACGGCUCGGCGCUCUCCUCGGCCGGCAGCGAACCGGCGCUGAUCGACAGCAACCGGAGCUCACUGCUCUCCAACAUGUCCUCGUCCUCGGAGGACUCGGACGGCGGGUACCGGGGGCCGACGGUCGGUCUGGCCCGCGCCCGGGUCGACUACGUGCCCAGUCCGUACGACCGCGAGGCGCUCCGGUUCAGCCGCGGCGACACCAUCCACGUCAUCAGCAUGAACCCGAGCGGCCUGUGGCGGGGCGCGCUGCACGGACGCGUGGGCACCUUCAAGUUCAUCAACGUGGAGGUGCUGCCGGCCGAGGAGCGGGCGCGUCAGUCGGCGGCGCCGCCGCUCCAGGGCCGGCCCAGCUCCGUGCCGCAUCUGCUGGAGCAGCUCGGCGUGCCGGAGUACGCGCACAUCUUCAGUCUGCACGGUUUCGAUCGUGUGGAGGACUUCUACUCGUUGGAGGCGGAGCAGCUGUCCGACCUGGGUAUCGUCGACCCCGAGCACCGGUCCAGCCUGCUCGGCGCCGCCCGUGCUCUCUCUGCUGACCCUGACGCCGGCAGCCCGCUCUCGCUGUGCGACUUCACUCAGCCGCUGCUCUCGGAGCUGAUCCGCGACUCGGGCUGCUACGACGUCUGGCGGCUGACUGAGGAGACCGCCGCGCUGAAGGCCAGCUCACCGGCCGCGGCCGAACGCCAGCCGGCGGGUCGGGAGCCGGCCGACGGUGACGAUGACGCCGACGGUGAAGGCGACCCGCUCGACCCGACAGCCGAGCUUGACGGGCCCCGCAGCAGCGCCGAGCCGGCGGCCGAGCCAACGGCCGACACCGGGGCGGACGUGGUGCACGCGCGGCCCGCCGCCGUUCGCGCCUCCCCGCCGCGCCUGGACACCAGCCCCGUGGUCGACUUCGAGCGCAAGUUUCAGAACGCGCGCAGCGUGUUCGAACCGAACUGCGUGCGCCGUCAGAUCCCGGUGGGGGUGCGGUCGCGGACGCACUUCAGCUCCCGCGAGCCAAUCACCGUCGAGGACGAGGUGGCCGUGUGA